AUGUCGACCGCCGCGCUCGCCCGUCUCGAGCGGUACACCGCAUGCGACGUCUCAGACGCUCUCCUCAAGCUCAAGGUCCCCGGGGCAGGAUUCAUCGCAGACCUCAGCCCCUACAGCACCAAGCCGGGCAAGGAAGCCGAGAGCCCGACCGUCGCGCCCGUGUCCACCGUCCUGUUCGCCGCCAAGGGCGAGGCUCCCGCCGAACCAGCGCCCAACGUCCCCAAGGACGGCCACUGGAGCGACGCCACCCAGCCGGGCACCUUUGUGGUGAUGAGGCAGCCCCCGGGCCAGACAAACGCCAUCUGCGGUGGCAUCAUGGCCCUCCGCAUCAAGAUGCGCCGUGCAAAGGGCAUCAUUGUCGCCGGCCGCGUGCGAGACGUGCAGGAGCUCAAACGCACCGACCUCCCGAUCUUGGCCCGCGGCGUCUCGACAGUCGGCUCCGGCGGCGGCAGCGUCCCCUGGGCCACGCAAGUGCCCCUUGACAUCGACGGCGUCGUCGUCUCCCCGGGCGACGUUGCCCUCCACGACCCCGCCAAUGGCGUCGUCAUUAUCCCCAGGGACAAGCUGGACCAGGUCCUCGAGAUGCUGCCCGGGCUUGUCGCCGCGGACGACAGGGUCAAGCAGGACGUGCUGAAGGGCAUGUCGGUACACGAUGCGUUCAAGCUCCACCGGGGGACCUGA
Messenger RNA from Metarhizium album ARSEF 1941, 681 nucleotides. RefSeq names its product Demethylmenaquinone methyltransferase. The record is from RefSeq and is a predicted model, not a curated record. The transcript has 2 exons. The coding region runs from base 1 to 681 and encodes 226 amino acids. Lineage: Eukaryota; Fungi; Ascomycota; Sordariomycetes; Hypocreales; Clavicipitaceae.